GUCAAAAGUGAAUCAUCAAAUUACUCAUACAUGGAUGAUAAAGAUGAUAAUGACUUUGACAUUGGCCAUGUGAGUCACAUUCCUGUGUCAGUGAAGUGGAGCAAGAAUCGACUGACACAGAUACCAGGAAUGCAGACCUCCUUGAUUCAGAUGAUGAAGAAAACACCAGUUACUCUGUGCAAAAAACUUGGUGAAGAAGGAUUUUUUCCGACUUCCUGAUCCAUUUGCUAAGGUAGUGGUUGAUGGAUCUGGACAAUGCCAUUCUACAGAUACUGUGAAGAAUACACUCGAUCCAAAAUGGAAUCAACAUUAUGACCUGCAGUGAAGUGAAAUCUGCAAGAGUCCUGUUCUCUCAAGGCCUGCAUGCAGGAAAGAAGCAGGGGAAAAGCGUUACAAACAGCUUUUGUUCUACAGCAUUAAAAAAUAUAACAGGUAUAUUGGAAAGUCUGAUUCAGUUACAAUCAGUGUAUGGAAUCACAAGAAGAUCCAUAAAAAACAAGGUGCUGGAUUUCUUGGUUGUGUUCGUCUUCUUUCCAAUGCCAUCAACCGCCUCAAAGACACUGGUUAGGUUGGAUCUAUGCAAACUUGGGCCAAAUGACAAUGAUACAGUUAGAGGACAGAUAGUAGUAAGUCUUCAGUCCAGAGACCGAAUAGGCACAGGAGGACAAGUUGUGGACUGCAGUCGUUUGUUUGAUAAUGAUUUACCAGACGGCUGGGAAGAAAGGAGAACUGCCUCUGGACGAAUCCAAUAUCUAAACCACAUAACAAGAACUACACAAUGGGAACGCCCAACAAGACCGGCAUCUGAAUAUUCUAGUCCUGGCAGACCUCUUAGCUGCUUUGUUGAUGAGAACACUCCAAUUAGUGGAACAAAUGGUGCAACAUGUGGACAGUCUUCAGAUCCCAGGCUGGCAGAGAGGAGAGUCAGGUCACAGCGACAUAGAAAUUACAUGAGCAGGACACAUUUACAUACUCCUCCAGACCUACCAGAAGGCUAUGAACAGAGGACAACGCAGCAAGGUCAGGUGUAUUUCUUACACACUCAGACUGGUGUGAGCACAUGGCAUGAUCCGAGAGUACCUAGGGAUCUUAGCAACAUCAAUUGUGAAGAGCUUGGUCCUUUGCCUCCUGGAUGGGAGAUCCGCAAUACAGCAACAGGCAGAGUUUAUUUCGUUGACCAUAACAACAGAACAACACAAUUUACAGAUCCUCGGCUCUCUGCUAACUUGCAUUUAGUUUUAAAUCGGCAGAACCAGUUGAAAGACCAACAGCAACAGCAAGUGGUGUCAUUAUGCCCGGAUGAUACAGAGUGCCUGACAGUACCAAGAUACAAGCGAGACCUGGUUCAGAAACUAAAAAUCUUGCGCCAAGAACUUUCCCAGCAACAGCCUCAGGCUGGCCACUGCCGCAUUGAGGUUUCCAGGGAAGAGAUUUUUGAGGAGUCAUAUCGACAGGUCAUGAAAAUGAGACCAAAAGAUCUCUGGAAGCGAUUAAUGAUAAAAUUUCGUGGAGAAGAAGGCCUUGAUUAUGGAGGGGUUGCUAGGGAGUGGUUGUAUCUCUUGUCACAUGAGAUGUUGAAUCCAUACUAUGGCCUGUUCCAGUACUCAAGAGAUGAUAUCUACACAUUACAGAUCAAUCCUGAUUCUGCUGUUAAUCCAGAACAUUUGUCGUAUUUCCACUUUGUUGGACGAAUAAUGGGAAUGGCUGUGUUUCAUGGACAUUACAUUGAUGGUGGUUUUACACUGCCUUUUUAUAAACAGUUGCUUGGAAAGUCAAUUACUUUGGAUGACAUGGAGUUAGUUGAUCCAGACCUUCAUAAUAGUUUGGUGUGGAUACUUGAGAAUGAUAUUACAGGUGUUUUGGACCAUACCUUCUGUGUUGAACAUAAUGCAUAUGGUGAAAUUAUCCAGCAUGAACUUAAACCAAAUGGCAAAAGUAUCCCUGUUACUGAAGAAAAUAAAAAAGAGUAUGUCAGAUUGUAUGUGAACUGGAGAUUUUUACGAGGCAUUGAGGCUCAAUUCCUGGCUCUGCAGAAAGGAUUUAAUGAAGUAAUUCCACAGCAUCUGCUGAAGACAUUUGAUGAGAAGGAGUUAGAGCUCAUUAUUUGUGGACUUGGAAAGAUAGAUGUCAAUGAUUGGAAAGUAAACACCCGGUUAAAGCACUGUACACCAGACAGCAAUAUUGUCAAGUGGUUCUGGAAAGCUGUGGAGUUUUUUGAUGAAGAGCGGCGAGCGCGAUUGCUACAGUUUGUAACAGGAUCAUCUAGAGUGCCUCUGCAGGGCUUCAAAGCACUACAAGGUGCUGCAGGCCCACGGCUCUUCACCAUACACCAGAUCGACGCCUGCACUAACAAUCUGCCCAAAGCCCACACGUGCUUCAAUCGAAUAGACAUUCCGCCCUAUGAAAGCUAUGAAAAGCUCUAUGAAAAGCUGCUAACAGCCAUUGAAGAAACAUGUGGAUUUGCUGUGGAAUGAUGAAUUUCAAGGACUUACCCAGGACUCUAUUUAUACCCCUGACCGACAGCCUCCCUUCAGCAGUUUCAGAGAAUGCUGAAAUACAGGAAAACACCCUCUCUCCCUCCUUUUUUAAAGUUUAAGGACACUGUGAGGGGAAAGGACAAUUUUGAAAUUCCUUUUCAAGGAAAAAAGGUCUUUAUGCUAUGCCAUGAGGACACAUUCAGCUGCUAUUUAAAAUUAAUAUCUUGAACCUAAAGAAUGCUGACUUUUCUUGCAUCUCCACAGUUAGGCAGUAUUCUACACUUAAAGACUACUACUAUUUUUAUAAAAGGUAAUCUAUUCAAAUCGCUUCACAGAUUUCAAGUCUUUCACACAUCAAGACAACUUCAGCAGUCGGUACAAGUCACAUUUCAUUUUGAUUGAGUACAUGAUUUUGAACAGCUCCUGUACUUGCUCUUUGUAAAAAAGAAUAAAGUUAUUUUGAAUUAUUCUAACUUUAUAAACAGUUGGCUAAAACAAUCAUUAUCUUUACAAGAUUAAGCCAUUUACAUGUUUGUUUUUUCUAUAGCAGAGCAUUUGUAUUUUGCAGUAUGUGUUUCAACUUCACCUAAGUGGGUUGUUUUUAUAUUUUUUCAACCACAAAUUUCCUGGAAAUACAGCUGUAUUAUUUUGGUUAUGAACUUCCUAAUGCAACCAUUUAGUCUAAACUUAGUAGUUUGCUACCAUAAGAUGUCUUCAAGGGUUCCUUGUUUUUAAGAUGACUUUUUAAAAAACAAUGUUUUUAUCUUGAAUCAAUAUGAUCAGGUAUUUUGGAUUUACUUUUUAUCUUAAAUGGAAAUACUGCAUUUUUAUAGCUUCUCAGAGCAUGUGGAUGGGGUGGGGUUUUCAUUCUUUUGCUGGGUCAGCUUGUCUUUCCUAUAUAUACUAUUCCUGUAAACCAAAGUCUCUACUAAGUGCACCUAAUUUAUAUUUUAAUUACAUUCAGUUUCUAUCAAGUAAACCAUGCUGAAGCUUUGUUUAGUUGCUCAUAAUUUUAAUCAGCUAAAAUUAUGAAAAAAGAAAAUUUUGCUCUGAAGAUUAUUUAGCAAGCUUAGAAAACCCUGCUCUUAUCUCACAAGAUGAACUGAAACUGGUACUGGGGGUGGGUGGGUAGGGAAUGAGAUUACUAAAGAAAGAGUGAUUCUAAUUCCAUGAUACAAAUCACUUUAAAGUGGAAGAAUUAACUUUGAAAGUAAGGGAAUCCCAGUUCCCUCAGUGCUGAAGAUCUGCACCUGAUUUCCAAAUGUCCAGAUUGAGCUUUCAAGGUGAGUGGCGUGUUGCACACCCGACAAAUCAACCAAAACUCUGUGAGAGAUUGGAAGAAAUCACCGUGGACUUUUAAGUUCAACCAUCAAAAAAGGAAUGUACUAUUCAUUUUUUAAAUAUUCAUGUGAAAUAAGAAUAGCAAAUUUUGAUGAUAGACUUUAAAUUUCACAAGUUAAUUAUCAAGUGAAUAGUCUUUUGUGUUGUUUCAAGUGAUGAAGUGUGUUUGUCUGUAUUCUUGAAGCCAAAGUGUUCCUCAGAGGAGCCUGAGGAUUGAGUAGUGGUUUAAGAGAGGAGGGACAAAAAAAGAGGGAAGGACAGUCUGGUUGGUAUUGAAGCAGGAGCCUCUGCUAUCCCCAUCCCGCUUGACCCAGAGCAGCUCCAAUUUUUUUUCUCUUUAUUGGAAUUCUAAGUAAGCUUUCAUGGGGUUGGGUAGUAGGGUGGGGUGCCGAGGAACAGCUAGAAUAAAUGGAGACUGCUGCUUUAAAAAAAAAAUGUUGAGAACUACUUUUGUAGUUUCCAAGUAUUUUAAUAUCACUCAUUUGGCCAAAUUUGACUGCUACAAGUAAACUAGUCAGUCAUAACUGUGCUGUGGUCAUGUGUUUAUACCGACCUUUUCUUCCCACUUUUUCCUGCUGCAUUCUUAGUGAUACUGAAGAACAUCGUGAUGUGUACAGAAAUGGUUUCUAUGCUAUUUGAUUAUCAGUCAAUUUUAGCUUUUUUGGGGGGUACUGGGGAUCCAACUUGGGUCCUUGCGCUUGCGCAGCAGGCAAUGAAACCACUGAGCUAAAUCCCCAGCCCAAAUUUUAGCUUUUUGAUAGUACCUUAUUAGUUGCAGAUCCAUCUUUUUUAUAUUAAAGCACUAAUGCAGUUUGUAAUUGUGCCUACUCUUAAAAUCUUCAGUAAAAAGUACAAGAUAAACACUUUAGAGAAAUGAUAACAGGGAUGCAGUAAUAAUAAAAUGCUAUUAGUUGUUUUUAUGUACAAUAUAAAGCAGGCAAAUACCAUCACUUUUUGAGUGCCUUUUACCAUUAUAGUAAUGACUUAAUGGAGCUUUAAAAGCAAGAAAUCAUCCUGCAUAACUGUGUACGUAUGGUAUCACCAACAUGAUGUACCAAAAUGGUUUAGAUUUCACAUGACUUAGAUUUCAAUUUCAAAAUUACAUUAUCCGAUUACUUCUAAAUAGGUGCUAAGCAAACAAAACUCCCGUGUCACUCAACCAUGGAUUUGCACCUCGUGUUUAAUGUGAAUAUUUAUUUCCACAUGUCCCUCUCAACUGGGUUUUUUUCUUACCUUUCCCCUAGUUAUUUCAGAUAUGUGAUGUCAUCUUCCCAUACUGUCGCCUUUCCAUCAUGAAUGCUUAAUUAAGAGCUUGAUUCCUUUGUAGAGCUCAUAGGCAGUACAGAAGUGAGUUUCAGAGGGCCUUACUUCUUGGUGUAGUGUCUUUAAAUAGUACCUGUGUAUAGUGUACAUUUUGUUUUGCACAUAGUUUGUUGCCCUGAAUGGAUUUAUUUUUUUAAAUCUUUUUUUCUUUAUUACAUUUACAGUCCAGAGCACAAGUUUCUUUUAUUUUAAAUGCAAUAUAAUUUGCUUUAUUUUACAACACUAAAUUUGCUUUCAACUUCUGGUUCAUUGGACUGUCUGCGCUGGUGAGUUAGAUGCUUCCGGCCACCUUCACAGUUUGGUAGAGCAGCUCUUUCUGCUUCUGUCUUUAAGCUGUAGCUUACAGCCAACAGGUACCAUUUGUGGUAUUCAGCAUUCUUAUGCUAGGAUGGUGAUUGUACCAAAUGCUGAGUUGUUUUAUUUCUAGAUGUAAUUAGUUCACUUUAUGUAAUAUUCUUCCUUCUCUCAAACUGACUUUAAAAACAAAGUUUUAUCAUUUUCAUUGUAUUUGUAUUUAUUACAGAGUGUUUUAGCUUUGAUGUUCUUUGUAUUUUCACUAAGUUGUUACAUGAGCUUUAUCAAUAACAUCUGUAUAAAUGGUUUUUAAGAAUUAACUAUGUAUGUGCCCAUGCCGAAGUUGAGCAAUAAAAUGAAUGCUGUUUGCACUGUCACAGCAUCAAAGUUUUUAAAGAA
Heterocephalus glaber (naked mole-rat) is the source of this 5834-nucleotide messenger RNA. It is a transcript of the gene Smurf2, whose product is annotated as SMAD specific E3 ubiquitin protein ligase 2. Gene Ontology annotation, biological process: proteasome-mediated ubiquitin-dependent protein catabolic process; protein ubiquitination; negative regulation of BMP signaling pathway. The record is from RefSeq and is a predicted model, not a curated record. Gene Ontology annotation, cellular component: cytoplasm. NCBI's taxonomy places the organism in Eukaryota, Metazoa, Chordata, Mammalia, Rodentia, Bathyergidae. Gene Ontology annotation, molecular function: SMAD binding; ubiquitin protein ligase activity.